AUCCACUGGGUUUUCCCACCAAGGUCGACAUAGCCUCCACCUCCUCCUCCUCCUCCUCGAGCUACUGCGACGCACAGCCGCUCACACUCCUCCUCGAGUGUGUAGUCGCAAGACACACUUCUCACUCGGUUCCUGAACUCUCGAACACGAGGUGUUUGAAGCCAUGAGUAGUUUCCUGAAAGCGAGGUUGUGGUGGCUCGCCCUUUUGGCCGCGGUCGGAGAAUCCGCCGUUAGUGGCCUGUCGCAGCCUCCCCAACAGCGCCUCGACGUCUCUGCGCCGACGACCUCACUCGCCGGCGACGCUCUGCAGAGGCUGGCGGAGAUCUCGAGGUCCGUCUGCCUCCAAAAUCCGAAUCUCGUGGGAUGCCACUUCGCAGACGGCUCUCUGGGCGGAGGGGUUAGCGAGAACACGGUGUCCCGGCUGCAGUCUGCGGACGGUGUCUCAGAUCUGGCGUCCUUGUUCAUCCUACACAUCUCUUAUAUUCAAGAGCAGUACAUGAAUAUGGUUAGCGAGCGAGACGAACUGAAAGAAAAAGUGAGAGCGCUCGAGGUCCUCAACCUUCAGCUUAUGGAACCAAACCUGACAGAUACAAAACUGUCCGAAAUCAGCGAGGCACUUGGCAGGGCUUCCAUAGGCCAGAGAAACGUCUAUUCCCCGACGGCCAUUUUGUUAAGGUCUGUACUAGCACGUAAGACCAGACCAACGGACUGCGCCGACCACCUCCUCCUCGGACACACCAGCAGCGGCGUCUACGAGAUCUUCCCCUUCAAGUGUCGGUGCAGCGAGCCCGUCAAGGUCUGGUGCGACAUGGAAACCGAAGGCGGAGGCUGGACCGUCUUCUUCGCUCGGGACAACGGGACGAACCGCGAGCUCUUCAACCGGACGUGGUACGAGCACCAGGGAGGCUUCGGGAACGCCAGCACGGAGUACUUCGUGGGUACCGAGAAUCUGCACCUGUUGACCACCAACAAGAACUACAGACUCCGUGUCGAGUUCGACCUCGCUGACGGCACGCACAAGUUCAGCGAGUGGGACACGUUCCUGGUCUGGGACUUGGCAAAUAAGUAUAAGCUCUCCAUUGGCGGGUUUCUACCCCACAGCAUGACAACUGACUGUCUUUCGAGUCAAAAUAAUAAUAUGUUCUUUUCAUCAUUUGACUAUGAUAACGACAGAAACAACGGCAACUGCGCCAGCACCUAUAAGACCGGCUGGUGGUACAAACUCCUGCGGCUUGUUCACGCCAGGGUACGUCCUGGACAGCGGGACCAUCCAGACCCACUGCCCUUACCUCGUCAAUGGGAAGAAGGCGAACAUCGAGGCCACAAAAGUGCAGCUGAAAAUCAGGCCCAAAGUGUGCGGGAAGAGAGAGCAUUCGGCCCACUUCAACACGCACACUUGCAAGGAAUAUAACUUCUCGCCGUAGGUUUGGAAAGGGGAAAAGCCAUGAAAGCCAAAUCCCCGGGCUGACCACCUGCAGUCACGCUCUUGGCCGCCGCUGUGACGCCGGGAAGCACAGCAAGCCUUUUCGAAGCCAGUGUGCGUGGGUUUCCCGGGCGUAAGAAUGAUUAUGAUUGUAAUUAAUGUGAUGGGUCAUUAGCGAAUGUAAAAUUAAGAUAGUGCUUGAUGGUUCUGAAAUGCUGUAGGUAUUUAUUAGCAAAUCACCAAAGGAUGAUAGAUUACACUAUUCUGGUGCUGCAACUGUGUCUAUAUUUGCAUAUAUAUCUAUAUCUCUCUAUCUAUCUAUCUAUCUAUAUCUAUGUAUGUAUCUAUCUAUCUAUCUAUCUAUCUAUCU
This is a messenger RNA of Penaeus vannamei (Pacific white shrimp), 1793 nucleotides long. RefSeq names its product ryncolin-4. The record is from RefSeq and is a predicted model, not a curated record. Lineage: Eukaryota; Metazoa; Arthropoda; Malacostraca; Decapoda; Penaeidae.